Actinia tenebrosa (Australian red waratah sea anemone) is the source of this 1993-nucleotide messenger RNA. RefSeq names its product sulfide:quinone oxidoreductase, mitochondrial. Gene Ontology annotation, cellular component: mitochondrion. The record is from RefSeq and is a predicted model, not a curated record. Gene Ontology annotation, molecular function: sulfide:quinone oxidoreductase activity; FAD binding. Lineage: Eukaryota; Metazoa; Cnidaria; Anthozoa; Actiniaria; Actiniidae.
AAAAUACUGGGAUUUUCAGUUUCCUCAUCAUUUAUAGUAUCUUCAGAAUGAAGUCAAAAGAAUGUUUGGGAAGAGAUUGUUUUUUCUAGCUGCAAAAAAUCGUUCUCUGAGCACCAGUACUGUCAGCCAUGCUCGGCUUUCGUAUCAGUUUGUGAUCGUCGGAGGCGGAGCGGGAGGUUUAUCAAUCGCUUCUUCUCUUUGUAGGAAGUUUGGGAAGAAUAGUACUGCAAUAGUUGAACCUUCAGAGUUUCAUUAUUUUCAACCAAAAUGGACCCUGGUAGGAGGUGGAAUCAAGGAGUUCCAUGAAUCGCAGGCAAGAACAAGAGAUGUAAUGCCUAAGCUGACUAGUUGGUAUAAAACUGGUGCUUCAGAAUUCAAACCAGAUGAUAACUUGGUCAUCUGUGAAGAUGGCACAGAGCUAAGCUAUGAAUAUUUGAUCAUUGCUGUAGGCCUUCAGAACAGGUUUGACUUAGUUAAAGGCUUACCAGAGGCCCUACACACUCCUGGUGUUGGUUCAAACUUUGCUCCAGGGACUGUAGUCGACACCUGGAAAAGCAUUAAGAACUUCAAGGGUGGGAAUGCUAUCUUUACGCUGCCAAACACACGCAUCAAAUGCCCUGGAGCCCCCCAGGAAAUCAUGUACAUUGCAGAGGAGCAGUUCAGAAAGAUGGGCAUCAGACACAAGAGCACUGUAAUGUUCAACUCUGCUCUUGAUAAGAUAUUUGGUGUUGAGAAGUAUGCUAAGCUCCUGAAGAGGAUCAUCAAGAACAGAGAUAUCAAAUUGAACUUCUUGCAAAACCUUGUGGAAGUAAAUGCCGAAACUCGAAAAGCUAUAUUUGAGAUUCUGGAUGGAGCAGAUCCUGAAAACAAGAAAUAUGAGACAUAUAAAUAUGAUUUACUUCAUGUCACCCCACCAAUGAGUGGUCCAGCCUGUCUUGAUGGCAGCCCAAUAUCAGACAAAGAUGGUUAUGUUGACGCUGACCAAGUAACUUUACAGCACAAAAUAUACAGAAAUAUAUUUGGUGUUGGGGAUUGUACCAACGUACCAACAGGGAAGACUGCCGCUGCCGUUGGCGUGCAGUGUAACACCUUGAAGAAAAAUUUGUUGUCAUUAAUGAAAGGGAAGCCUUUAGCUGAAAAGUAUGAUGGCUAUUACACAUCUUGUCCCCUAGUGACUGGAUAUGGUAAACUCAUCUUAGCCGAGUAUGGCUAUACCUGUAAGCCUCUAGAGACCUUUCCUUUUGACCAGGGCAAGGAAAGAAUGUCAAUGUACUUUUUGAAACAAGAAAUCUUACCACAAGUAUACUGGCAUGGCCUGAUUAAGGGCCUGUGGCCUGGUGCUUGUGUGGCUCGCAAAGCUUUUCACUUGGGAUUAAAAUAAUAGCAUAUUUAUAUAAAAUAUUUAUGCAAAAGCAAGGACAGGUGGCUGUUACCUAAGCUUUGUAAAUUUUUCUUAAAUAAAACAUGUGAGGUCUUAAAGGAAUUGCGUGACAAAGUGACAAUAAAAUAUUGCUGUGUUGCUAGACUAAGGAUUCAUUCUUGCAGAGUUAGCCUCGAUUUCGUGUGAAAUUCAUGUUUUCCAGUGAAGGUCGGUGAAAUUUCAAAGUGUUUGUAUUAUUGAAGUUGUGCAUUCUUUAAUUUAUCAUUGGUGUUCGUAAAUAUUUUGACAUUCAAAUUAGGCUAACCUAAUUGUGUAAAUAAAACCGUAGUCAACACAGGGGUCUAAGUUUUACAAAUUUGAAAAGGGUUAUAUUUGGUAACCCAUUAUUUUUCCAUUCAGUACACAAUUCCUGUAUAACAAUUAGAGAAUAUAAAAUUUAUAGUCACCCAUUUUUUAAUAGGUUUCAUGCAUAGAUAUUUAUGAGGGAGGCAAAAGGUUUGGGUUUGGAGAAUUGUUCUCUUGCUUUCAAGAGGAAUUUUGUAACCAAAAAAAGCUGUCAUUAUUGGUGCACCUAGAUAAUUUAAGAAAAAAAUAAAAGCUAAGAAAUGAAAA